GGUUAAUGGGCAAUGGGGCAAGAUGCCCCCCAGAAAAUCUAUUAUGGUUUCUGCAGAUUUGUUGUUGGAAUUGUUGGUGCAGAAAUGUCGAUUGGAUGAUUAUCUGAAUAGCACAACAGAUCACAUAGAAGAAGCUCCAUAUGAUGGUACACAUCUAAGUGAUGUCCUGGAAGCAAUCAAAGAAACAGACCCGGACUUCGUCAAAGAGUCACCAAAAAACCAGAGGCGCGUCAAAAAAUCAAUGUUAAACGGCGGGGGCCAAGUGGUGCAAAUGCCCCCACAGCAGUUGCACCAGCCAGGGGUGCAGCAAUCUACCCGAAACCGAGCAGAAGUGAGAAUUAUCGAACAACCAGCAUCGAAAGCCUUAAGGUUCCGGUACGAAUGUGAAGGUCGUUCCGCAGGAUCGAUUCCUGGUGCCAGCAGUACGCCUGAGAACAAAACUUUUCCGGAAAUCGAAGUGGUGGGUUACAAAGGCAAGGCCGUCGUUGUGGUUUCUUGUGUGACGAAAGACAUACCAUACAUGGUCCAUCCCCACAAUCUCGUCGGUAAAGAAGGCUGCAAAAAUGGCGUUUGCACCGUUAUAAUACCCGAAAACACGAUGCGCGCCCAAUUCCAGAAUCUGGGCAUCCAAUGUGUGAAAAAGCGAGAUAUUGAAUCAUCGCUGAGGCAACGUGAACAAAUCAGAGUUGAUCCUUUUAGACAUGGUUACGCUCACCGAAGUCAGCCUACUUCAAUCGACCUCAACGCCGUAAGAUUGUGCUUUCAAGUUUUCCUCGAAAACGAAAGAGACGGCAAAUUCACGACGCCCUUGCGACCAGUAGUCAGCGAUGUGAUCUACGACAAGAAAGCCAUGUCAGAUUUGACCAUCAUCAAACUGUCCGACUGUACCAGCUAUGUGGAUGGUGGCAGAAAAGAUAUAAUUUUAUUAUGCGAAAAAGUAGCCAAAGAAGAUAUCGAAGUCCACUUCUACGAAAAAAACCAGCAAGGUGAGGAAGUGUGGCACGGCAAGGCCGAUUUCCAACCAGGCCAGGUCCAUAAACAGCACGCCAUUUGGUUCCGGCCUCCGCGCUACAAAACCCUGGACAUUUCCGAGCCUGUCAGAGUCUUCAUCCAACUCUACCGACCUUCAGACCAACUGAAAAGCGACCCAUUGCCCUUUGAACUACUACCAUUAGACUCAGUAAGCACGAACGAAGGUCACGCUAAGCGCAAAAGGGCCAAAUUCGAUCAGGCGAACCAAAAAAUCAUUGGCGGACUUACUGAUAAACAUACAAAAGUCUAUCAAGAAGUAUUCGGAGCCACCGGCUACUUGGAACCGAUCAAAACCGAGCCAAGAGAUUCGACGUCUCCGUAUGGCAACACGCCACCUUACGGCGGUACGUCACCCUACGGCGGAGGCAUAAUGUAUCAGGAGGGCAGUCCCAACCAUCAGUACGUGCCGGCGCCGGCGCAUUCACCCCAGUAUAUGGAGUUGGCGCCGACGCCUUCGCCGGAAACCAUGAAUUACCCCUACAGACAUCAGCCGGUCAAUUUUAAUGCAGUACCACAACAAAUCAAACCAGACAAUAAUAUGUGGAACAUGCCGCCCCAACCAAACAACAACCCGCAACCAAUAGCGGCUUGGAACGCCCCAACUGGUUCCGGACAACCGCACCUUUUGGAUUUGGACAACCAGAUCAGUUCGGCUGAAUUGAACAAGCAAAUCAUCCAAAUGAACAUCCCUAAUGAGUUCGCCAACAUUUCCCUUACGGACAUCGAAUUCAAUUCGCAAAGUCACAACAUGUCGGACAGUUUGACGAACAUUGUUAACGAAGCGGUCGAUAAGAAUUUGGGUGGAUAAUAAUAUUGUCAUUGACAUACUUUUGGAAAGUUGGAAUUUACCUCUACAAUCAUAAUGGGACCCCUAGAAAGUAGCGGGUACGUUGUAGAGUCCAAAAGGCAUUGGUAAAGUCCACUUCUAGUGGAGAAUGCCAAUGAAAUUUGUCCACUACUAUGAAUUUUGAUCAAAUUACUGCUAUAGCUUUCCUAGUCGUACACAUUUAUGAUUAACUGGAUUAUAUAAUAAUAUAUAAAUCCAGAUUUUUAACAAAUUAUGUAUGUAUUAUCCUUAUAAUAACUCAAGACAAGAGCCGGUAAUGAUAAGAAAAAUCAGUGUUAGCUUGUUUCAAUUUCUAUUUUGCACUAAUUAAUAUUGUCACUCUCACUCUCAUCUUACACACACAAAUUGACAUGUAUAAUUUGACGUGAACAAAACUCAGAAAUACUCCAUUAUUAAAUAAUAUAUAGAUUUGUACAUAUCAUAUAGGUAUAAUUUAGGUGCCAAUUUUGUUAUUAACGAAUUAUUAUUGGUUAUUGUAAGGGCCUGUUUCUUGGCUAGCAGUUAAAGUUCCAGGUAAAUUGCGGUGCAACUUUAACUUUCUAGUUUUCCAUUGGACGUUUCUGUGAUUACGAAAAAACAAAUUUUUUUAAUUGUUAAUUUUUAUUGUGCCUGUAUUUUAUUAUUGUAAAUAAAUAAUAUUGAUUUUAGUUA
Molecule: messenger RNA, 2530 nt
Organism: Ceutorhynchus assimilis (cabbage seed weevil)
Lineage: Eukaryota; Metazoa; Arthropoda; Insecta; Coleoptera; Curculionidae
Source: the annotation of a GenBank genome assembly